GAGUUACUCAUCGUAACAAAACCGAACGAAGUGUUAGUCUGCGUAAGAAGUUCAUCUUUGUAGAAAGCUAGUGUCAUUUUGCCCAACGAUCGCGUAAUUUAUUUAUUAUUAAUCAAUCGUAUACCGGUGUGAAUUUUAUCAUCUCUAAAAUGGUCUAUCCGCCUUUAUCCGAAGAACAGUUAAACAAAUUGAAAACUGCUUUCUAUACCGAUCCGAAAAAUAUUUUGGCUCAGAACGCUUGCACACGAAGCGAACCGUUAGAAGUAUGCAUAUCGAAUAGCAGAGUUCAAGAAUCUAUUCAUGUAUUUUCCCAUAAAAUCGAAGCGGAAGCAAAACCGGUAACCAAUCAGAAAUCCACCGGAAGAUGUUGGAUAUUCGCGUGUUUAAAUGUAAUUCGAGUACCGUUUAUCAAGAAAUACGAAUUGGAAGAUUUCGAGUUCAGUCAGUCGUAUAUUUUUUUCUGGGAUAAAGUGGAACGUAGUUACUAUUUUUUAAACCUGGUUGUCGAAACCGCCAGAAGAAAAGAACCCGUCGAUGGCAGAUUGGUGUCGUAUUUGCUUUCUACUCCGAUGAACGAUGGCGGACAAUGGGACAUGUUGGUCAAUUUAAUCAAUAAACACGGCUUGAUGCCGAAGAAAAAUUUCCCCGAAUCAGUCAGUUCGGAAGCCAGCGCUCAACUCAACUCGAUCCUAACGAGUAAAGUUCGCGAAUUCGCCAUUAUUUUACGUAAAAUGGUCGAAGACGGAAACAGCGACGCCGACAUCAAGAGUAAAAUCGACGAACAGAUGGUUAUCAUAUUCCGUAUCGUAGGCAUUUGUAUCGGUAUUCCUAAUUCCACGUUUACGUGGGAAUAUUUGGAUAAAUCUAAACAGUACCAAUCGAAAGGACCAAUAACACCUUUAGAUUUUUAUAAAGAAUACGUUAAACCUGUUUUCAACGUCGAUGAUAAAGUUUGUUUAGUGACUGAUCCUAGGCCAUCGAAUAAAUAUAAUCAAGCUUACACAGUCGACUGUCUGGGUAACGUAGUCGGCGGUAGAAAAGUUAUCUACAACAAUCAACCGGUCGAGUUGUUAGCUCAACUUUGCGCCGAGUCGAUAAAAAUAAACGAGCCAGUAUGGUUCGGCUGCCAAGUAUCGAAACGAUUCGCCGGUAAAUUAGGUUUACAAGAUCUCCGUAUUCACGAUUAUAAAUUAGUUUUUGGCGUUGAUGUAUCUGUACCGAUGACGAAAGCUCAACGAAUGAUUUACGGCGAAUCAGCCAUGUCACAUGCGAUGGUUUUAACUGCCGUUACUCUCGAUGAAAAGAACAAACCUACUAAAUGGAGAGUUGAAAAUUCGUGGGGCGAUGAUCGAGGAGAAAAAGGGUAUUUAUUGAUGACCAACGAAUGGUUCGACGAGUACGUGUUUGAAAUCGUCGUCGAUAAAAGUAUAGUACCUAAGGAAGUAUUAGACGUGUUUACACAAGAUCCGAUCGUAUUGCCUGCCUGGGAUCCGAUGGGUACUCUGGCUCAAGUCCAUUAAUUAAUUGUUUUAUAUUUAAACUAUUUUUUUUUCUCUUUUUAGAAUUAUAAGUACAAUGUUGAAUAAGAAAAAACGAGUUUAAAGAAAUCAAUUUUUUUAUAAUUCUAAGCGAUAAACACAUACGAAUAUUAUUUAAUGGAGUUUGAGAGAAAAAAAAUUGUAUUUUGUGUUAUCUAAUUAUUUAGUCGUCUUAAUAUUUUUUUAUUUGUUUGACCAGGUGAUGCGCUAUACAGUGGUAGUAUUUUUUUCUAUUUUGAUUUAAAUCGUAUCACGUAUUCGUCGUCAAACUUUUUUUUCAAGUCUUAUCAGCCAUUUCUACAUAUUUUAUAUUUCCUCUUUCUUUCUUUUUUUUUUCAUGUAUAUUUUAUUCGAGUUUUUUUUUAUAGCAGUAAUAAUAUUAAUGAUAAUGUGAAUUCUUUAUAUCGUCUCUGGGUCUCUUUGUUAUUUAUAUUUUAUGAAUAUUCGAUUAAAUUUUAUUGUAAUACAUUUUUGAAUGCGU
Messenger RNA from Planococcus citri (citrus mealybug), 2019 nucleotides. RefSeq names its product bleomycin hydrolase. Gene Ontology annotation, biological process: L-homocysteine catabolic process; response to toxic substance; proteolysis. The transcript is spliced from 9 exons. The record is from RefSeq and is a predicted model, not a curated record. Gene Ontology annotation, molecular function: cysteine-type aminopeptidase activity. Gene Ontology annotation, cellular component: cytoplasm. NCBI's taxonomy places the organism in Eukaryota, Metazoa, Arthropoda, Insecta, Hemiptera, Pseudococcidae. The coding region runs from base 150 to 1520 and encodes 456 amino acids.